Acanthaster planci (crown-of-thorns starfish) is the source of this 1230-nucleotide messenger RNA. RefSeq names its product small nuclear ribonucleoprotein polypeptide C (gene snrpc). Gene Ontology annotation, cellular component: nucleus; U1 snRNP. Gene Ontology annotation, biological process: spliceosomal snRNP assembly; mRNA 5'-splice site recognition; mRNA splicing, via spliceosome. Gene Ontology annotation, molecular function: pre-mRNA 5'-splice site binding; zinc ion binding. The record is from RefSeq and is a predicted model, not a curated record. NCBI's taxonomy places the organism in Eukaryota, Metazoa, Echinodermata, Asteroidea, Valvatida, Acanthasteridae.
UUGAAAAGAGGUACCCGGCGUGCCGCUUGCAGCAUUUUCCUAGCGUGCUGUAUGAACGUUUGUUGUUUGAACCGGAAAGUCGUCGACAUUUUGCCCUCCAAAAUGCCAAAGUACUAUUGUGACUACUGUGAUACUUACCUCACCCACGACUCGCCGUCUGUCAGGAAAACACACUGCAAUGGAAGGAAGCAUAAAGAGAAUGUCCGCAUCUACUACCAGAAAUGGAUGGAGGAACAAGCGCAGAGUUUGAUCGACAGAACCACGGCUGCAUUCCAGUCCGGCAAAAUCCAGCACAACCCGUUCAAUGAGGGCGGGCCUGGUGGCAUGCCUCCGCCUCCCGGUGGGGCAGCAGUCCCACCCCCCUCCAACUACGGCGGGCCUCGCGGUCCCAUGCCUCCGAGGGGUCCCAUGGGGGCGCCGAUGAUGGGUGGACCACCGGGCCAACGACCGCUCAUGCAGAACCCUCCAGGCCUGAUGAGUAUGGGUCCCAGACCACCAAUGAUGCCGCCCCUCGGGCCAGUUCCUCCUGGAGAAAUGCCGCCUCCCGGUGGACUCCUCCCAAGACCAGGCCUCCCCGUCUCAAACGGACCCUCUUAGUAUCAACUGAAACUAGACAUGUUGCCUUUUUAGCUCAUACAAAGUUUUUUUUCGGUUGUGUUCUGUUGUAUGGAGAAAGCCUCAAACCCCAAACAAUUUUAAUGUUCAGUCAACAACACCAGCCAUUCCUGUUGAAGUCAUUAUGGAAAAAAAACAAGGAGUUUUAAAAUGCAGCCAACCACCGUGCGUGCCGUACCUAGAAGAUGCUCUUUUACGAUACAUAGUCGUUGACACUCCGCACUUACUGUCCUGCAAGUAAUUGAUAUGAGAUCCUUGUUGUUGACCUUAGGGACAGCACAGACAUGACAAAAAGGCGUGUAAAUAAGUGCAUUUAAGGUCUGCGAACACACAAAACUUGAAGUUAGGUUGGCACAUCCAAGAAAUGUGUGGCUGUCAGCAUCAAAUAGAAAUUUAGGUGAAAUCAACCAGAUCACAAAUUCUUAACAUGGCAUUUGUGCCUGUUUUAGAACGAACUUCAUGUACUGGGAAGGGUGACCAUUUCAGAACUGGGUUAUAAUGUAUGUCUUUUCUCAGUUGGUAUCGAUUUUUGUAAAUAAAUGUGUGUGUAGUUCAUGUCGUUAUGUAUACAGUUCACCCUUUUGCAUAAUUAAAAUGUUUUGGGAGACAGCAUAA